Molecule: messenger RNA, 1354 nt
Organism: Zophobas morio
Lineage: Eukaryota; Metazoa; Arthropoda; Insecta; Coleoptera; Tenebrionidae
Exons: 11
Coding region: 98-1294 (398 amino acids)
Source: RefSeq, a predicted model, not a curated record
UAAGCACUACUAUGUAUUUCGAGAGUAUGUUGUAACUCUGGUUGUUUACUAAUCUGUAGUGCUUUUAUGCUCGUGGAAGUAAUCUUUUUUUAGCAACAUGUUCAAAGGACUUGAAAAACAAACUGUGCGUGAACUUUAUGUUCGGAAUUUUAAUAGUCUUUGCGACCGAGCCUACCUUAUUAAUGAUUCGUUUGCCCAAUGUGUUCUUUUUGCAAUACCACAGGGAAAAUAUUAUGAAAAUUUUGAAAAUAAUGAAGAGUCAAAUUAUAUAGUGAACAAUAAUAUCCUUUCAACCACCAAAGAAUAUGUUAUUUUUAAAUUACCAGGAAAUACCCCUUUUACCGUUAGAUCUAUAGUAGAUGAACUUACUUCAAUUGGUUGUACCUUAUUUACCUCAGAGUUUUUAAGGUCUAUGAAGUGCUUCUAUCCUUUCCAUAUGUUUUUUACUUAUUUAUUUUGUAUGAAAGCUACUAUAAUUCUAAGAUUUGUAUAUAGUAGACAGGUUUCAGAAGCUAGCAGCACCAGCGUUUUGUGCGAGCCUCUUGAACAUUAUAGUAAUCCUGAAAAAAUAGUUAGUAAUAAGCAAGAGUCUAAGAUAGAUCAAAAUCAGUUGACUUUCAGAUUUUUGUUUCCGGAAGACUGGGAAGUUUACUUAAAAAUUAUAGAAGUUAAACAUAAUGCCUACUCUAACAUUUUGCAGGAAAGACUACGCGAAGAAAUAGUUGAACUCAUAGAGAUUUAUACAGUUAGGUACCGAGAAAUGCAGUUUUCUCUCUACCAAAGAAUUUAUCACCUUAAUAUGUUUAUUACCUCGUUUGAAGAUUUUAUGCCCUGUUUCCCCUUUAUUGCCGGGUUGGAGAGAUGCCUAAGGAGCCAACUGAAAGGCAAGGUUCAAGUGAAGUGGACUUUGCCGGACAUCGAACUGACCCAAUGUGGCCACAAUUUUUUGGAGAGCUGCAUCAAGCUCCUCUUUCUGCUGGACUUCAGCCCAACUUCCAAGGACGAGGCGACCCCCGACCACCAUAGAGUGUGGCACAGCCGAGGGGUCCUAACUAGCACGGAAGUCAGCUCGCUGCUGAGUUUAUUCCCGAAAAACCUCGCAUUUUGCAAGGAACCCUGUGGCACACUCAGCUUUGACGAUCUUUCUAAAACUCACAGCCCUCGGUGGUUUCCUACUGCUAGAGUGCCAGUCUCCGCGUCUCAGCCGGAAGUGCCUGUGACUAAGACCAGCACUGGCUUUUUUCAGCUGGUCAAGGAGUACUUUGCUAAUACCUGCUGGGCCCUUAAACGAUGAGAAAUAAGAAGGGGAAUUCGUGUUCGUAAUAAAAAGGCUUUAUUUCGAGUCUUACAAGUU